CAUUUGGGUUCACGGAAAAAAAAGAUUCGUUGCAUUCUCAUCAUAAAUAAACUAAACACUCUCUCAACUCUUCUUCUACCUCCUUCCUCCGGCAACUCCCACUCCCACUGCCACCGCCGCUUCUCUGCUACUUUCCACCACCAACAAUGACAUCCAGUAAUUCCACUUCACUCACCCAAUUCGCUCAAAGCAUUUUCUCCUACAACAGCAACAUCAUGCUCGCCGCUCUCAUUUCUCUUCUCUUAGUCGUCCUCUUCGUCCUUCUCCUCCACGCUUACGCCAAUUGCUUCUUCCCUCACCCUCGACACCGCCGUCGUACCUCUGUCACCGUCUCCUACGUCCUUGCUCCGCCUCGUCUCUCGCGUUUCGAUUCCGUCGUUCCCUUUGAUUUAGGUUCCGCUCCGUCCAAAGGCCUGGAUCCGUCUGUUAUCUCUGCCAUUCCUCUGUUCGUCUACGAGUCGGAGGAGAAGAAAUGUGCGGCGGCGAUGGAGUGCGUGAUUUGCCUCAGUGAAUUCGAAGAACGAGAACUUGGACGACGGUUGCCCAAAUGUAGGCAUGGAUUUCAUCUGGAGUGUAUUGAUAUGUGGUUGAAUUCUCACGCGAAUUGUCCUGUCUGUAGAGAGCCCGUGAUUGGCGAGGCUGUGGAUUGUUCCGACGCGGCGGAAUCGGGCGAGGGAGAAAUCGGAAGGGAGACUGUGAAUGAGGGGCAAAGCGGUCAAUUUAACUCUGAUUCUUCUUCUUCUUCUUCGAUUGAUCCACCACCAUUGAUGUCGUCGAUUGGAGCGUCAUUGAUUCGAAUAUUGAGUAGAAACAGAUCAGACGGAAGGAUUUUCCCGUCCUCGAAUGGCGAAGAAUUGGAUGUUUGAAUAAUUAUGGAAGAAGCUAAGCAUUGGAUCCGCCAUUUUUGUACAGAUUUUCAAGAAAUGAAAACUUCAUCUCCUCC
This is a messenger RNA of Cucumis melo (muskmelon), 943 nucleotides long. RefSeq names its product RING-H2 finger protein ATL63. The transcript has a single exon. The record is from RefSeq and is a predicted model, not a curated record. The coding region runs from base 147 to 866 and encodes 239 amino acids. Lineage: Eukaryota; Viridiplantae; Streptophyta; Magnoliopsida; Cucurbitales; Cucurbitaceae.